AUGGACGAUCUCGGACAAUUCGUGGAUUCGAAUCUUCUCUACACCCAGGAGAGAAUGACUCGUUACCGCCCACCAGGCUUUCAUCCCGUCAAACUUGGCGACACAUUCAAAUUUGGCCGGUACAAAGUGUACCACAAGCUGGGCUAUGGAGGCUUCUCAACAGUUUGGCUCGCAAUCGGCCAAUCACUCAAACGAUGGGUUUCUUUAAAAAUUGCGACAGCCUCAAGCAGCGAGUCCCCCCAGGAGCUGACUAUCGUUAGGGGGUUGAAGGAGGCCCGUGUAGGGCACGUCGUCAAGUUACUCGACUCCUUCGUUCACCAGGGACCCAACGAGACACAUGCAUGUUCCGUCUUCGAGCUCCUCGGGCCUACGGUUGACGUUGUGGUCAGUAACUACCGGGACGGAGCAGAGCCAGGCGAAGAAGACCACCUCGAACCCGCAACUAUCCUGAGAAUCACGGGGCAGCUCUUACGAGCCCUUUCAGCUAUGCACGGGGCGGGUUAUGCGCACGGAGAUAUCAGUGGAGCAAACUUGGUUUUCACUGCUCACAACCUCCAGGAGUUGUCGGCCGAAGAGAUGUUUGAGGUCAUAGGUGCCCCUUUUACUGAGCAACUUGCUCGCCACGAUCAGGGACCAGUCCACCCUUCAAUGCCUGAGCAACUGGUCCAAAAGGCUGGCUGGGACAUGUGGAUUGAUGAGGACGAGGAAGAUGUCCGUCUCAUUGAUUUUGGCAAGGCGUUCUUUCAUGGCGCCGAACCUCACCAGCUCGCCAAACCGCCGGGAUUGGAGGUGCCUGAAAGAAUCUUUACCGGGAGAUUGACUACAGGGUCGACCUCUGGCGAGCAGGAUGCUUGGCCCUUCCAGUCGCUUGGGGAUGUAGAUGCUGUGGUAGCGCAGAUGAUACAUUUCGUGGAGGGCUUACCAACGGCGUGGCGACCUCAGUGGGAAGCCCGGAGACAUAGCUCUGAACUGGCCUUUCCAGAUCCAGACGAGUGGGAAGGGCCGUCGGAACUAGAGGUAAAAUUCAACACGCAAGUCAAGAACACGAGCUUACAGCGCCUUCUACCCAUUAUUCAGGGGCUCAUGCGGUUCGACCCAGAGAUGCGCCUCUCAGCGGAGCAGGUGUUGGGAAUGUUGGAUGGUUAUGGCCGAGGUUAA
Dichotomopilus funicola is the source of this 1158-nucleotide messenger RNA. Its product is annotated as kinase-like domain-containing protein. NCBI's taxonomy places the organism in Eukaryota, Fungi, Ascomycota, Sordariomycetes, Sordariales, Chaetomiaceae. Gene Ontology annotation, biological process: regulation of mRNA processing; spliceosomal complex assembly; peptidyl-serine phosphorylation. Gene Ontology annotation, cellular component: nucleus; cytoplasm. Bases 1 to 1158 code for a protein of 385 amino acids. The transcript has 5 exons. Gene Ontology annotation, molecular function: protein serine/threonine kinase activity; ATP binding. The record is from RefSeq and is a predicted model, not a curated record.